This is a messenger RNA of Oryzias latipes (Japanese medaka), 434 nucleotides long. RefSeq names its product mitochondrial ribosomal protein L53 (gene mrpl53). The record is from RefSeq and is a predicted model, not a curated record. Gene Ontology annotation, cellular component: mitochondrial large ribosomal subunit. Lineage: Eukaryota; Metazoa; Chordata; Actinopteri; Beloniformes; Adrianichthyidae.
GUAGAGGUUAGAGGUCAUGGUUCACAGAAAAGAUGGCGGCGCCCCGCAAAGCUGCUGUGAUUCUGAAGGCUGUGAAGAAAAUAUCGGUUCAAUUUUGUCCCUUUGAGUCCAAUGUGCGGUCCACACGAGAGUUUCUGGCCAUGGUGGGCUCAGAAAAGGUGCGAGCAACCAACAUGAACUGUGAGGUGACGUCCAUCGUGACACACGACAAGUCUGAACCUGUAGUGGACAUCACUUAUGUGGAUGGAGAGAGACUGCUGAUGAAGGGAGCAAAGUUGACCAGCGCUGAAAUGCUGAGUGCGUUCCAGUCCCGCUGCACAGCCAAGGACACACAGACAAUAGGUGGAGGAAAGAAAUGACCACACGCCUGUUGACGCAGGAAGUUGUUUGUAUUUAUACAUGUACAAUAAAAAAACUAAGUUGUUGCACAAAUA